Messenger RNA from Macroventuria anomochaeta, 3317 nucleotides. Its product is annotated as AP-3 complex subunit delta. Lineage: Eukaryota; Fungi; Ascomycota; Dothideomycetes; Pleosporales; Didymellaceae. The transcript has 3 exons. Bases 186 to 3290 code for a protein of 1034 amino acids. The record is from RefSeq and is a predicted model, not a curated record. Gene Ontology annotation, cellular component: endosome membrane; AP-3 adaptor complex; membrane coat. Gene Ontology annotation, biological process: protein targeting to vacuole; Golgi to vacuole transport.
CUGUUGCGCCCUCGAACAGACGAUUGCCGCUAGGAAGGGCUCGCACAUGUGCGCGACGUCUCCAUGAGCACGCCCACUGGCCCCCCUCUCGACAUCCGCCCGCCCACCUGCCCCUCACCGGCCGCUCCUACGCCCGCACCUCUCCCCUCAACCGCAGGUCUCGCCCUGAGCGGGCGCGCGCGGCCAUGUUCGAGAAAUCGCUCUACGACCUCAUCCGAGGCCUGCGCAACCACAAGGGCUCGGAGAAGGAGUACAUCGCCGACAGCAUCAGGGAAUGCCGGCAGGAAAUCCGCUCCAACGACAUGGACCUCAAGUCCACCGCGCUCAUGAAGCUGACCUACCUCGAGAUGUUUGGCCACGACAUGUCCUGGGCGUCCUUCAACGUGCUCGAAGUCAUGUCCAGCCCCAAGUUCCGCCACAAGCGCACGGGGUACCUCGCUGCGGUGCAGAGCUUCCGCAGAGACACAGAGGUCCUCGUGCUCGCGGAGAACCAGUUGAAGAAGGACAUCAUGCUGCCUACGCCGCCGUUCAUCUCGCUGCCGCUCGGCGCUAUCCCCCACGUUAUCAACCCCAGCAUGGCCAAUUCGGUGCUGUCCGAUCUCAUACCGCGCUUGACGCACUCGAGCGCGCAGAUUCGCAAGAAGACUGUCGUCACGCUGUACCGACUGGCGCUCGUGUAUCCCGAGACGCUGCGACCUGCAUGGCCGAAGAUCAAGGAGCGCCUGCUGGACGAGAGCGAGGACGCCAGCGUAACGGCUGCUAUCGUGAACGUCGUCUGCGAGCUGGGUUGGAGGAGACCACAGGAUUUCCUGCCACUUGCGCCGCGGCUGUUCGAUCUCUUGGUGGAAGGCGGGAACAACUGGAUGGCCAUCAAGCUCAUCAAGCUCUUCGCGACGUUGACCCCCCUCGAACCUCGACUGAUCAAGAAGCUACUGCCUCCGUUCACCAAGAUUAUCCGCGAAACGUCGGCCAUGUCCCUGUUGUAUGAGUGCAUCAGCGGCAUAAUACAGGGUGGCAUUCUGGAAGCUGUCGAAGGCACCACAGAGGGCGAAGAGGUAGCAAAGCUGUGCGUCGGCAAGCUGAGAGGCAUGAUGGUCAUAGAAGGCGACUCCAACUUAAAAUACGUUGCGCUACUGGCUUUCGACAAGAUCGUCGGCUCGCAUCCAUACCUCGUCGGCCAACAACAAGACGUAAUACUGGAAUGCAUCGACGACCCCGACAUCUCGAUACGGAUGCGCGCUCUCGACCUUGUCGUUGGAAUGGUCAACCCUGACAACCUCAGUGCGAUCGUGGGACGCCUCAUGCGCCAGCUGCGGAACGCGCCUAUAGCUACUGCGGCAGACGAACCGGAGAACGACCGAUUCAGAAACACGGGCGUGGUGCCGUACGCGGACUCCGACGACGAGGACGCUGAAGACGCUCUUCCAUCACACGAGCAAAGAUCGGAUCAGCCGCCGCCACUGCCUGACGAUUACAGGGUCAACGUCAUCCGAAGAGUUCUGGACAUGUGCUCGCGCGAUACUUACAGCAACGUCACCGACUUCGAGUGGUACAUCGACGUACUGACUCAACUCGUUCGGGUCGCACCCGCCACCAAGCAUGUAGCGACCGCAGACGACGAGGAAGAUGCAGAGCACUCUGAUGAUGAUGUAGGCGCUGGCAUCGGACACGAGCUACAGAAUGUUGCGGUACGAGUCCGAAGCGUACGCCACGAAGCUGUUGACGCAGCGCAGUCACUGGUGCUCGUGGACCGCAGAGACCGAAUGUUCCCAGCCUCGGGCAACGGUGGGCAAGGUGUGCUUGAAUACGCUGGCUGGCUUGUCGGCGAAUAUGCAUCCUACCUCUCACAACCCGAACCCGUCAUGACAUCGCUGUUACACCCUGCAUCGUUGCAGCUCUCCUCGAAAACGCUCGCUGUAUAUCUCCAGGCGAUACCCAAGGUCUUCUCAAGCAUAGCCGGCAACGAGCGGAUAUCCUGGACCCCGGAACGAAAGACACUGAUGUCUCUCCUCAUGGCUCGCAUCAUCCAUUUCCUUGAACCACUUUCGACGCAUCCUAGUCUUGAGGUUCAGGAACGUGCCGUUGAGUAUCUCGAACUGAUGCGAUUAGCCGCCGAGGCUGCCUCUGGAGCACCGACUGACACCGAAGGAGACUUUGCAGAACCACCGCUCCUGCUAACGCAAGCCAUACCCGCGCUGUUCUCUGGCGCCGAGCUCAACCCAGUCGCACCAGGCGCCCAGCGCAAGGUUCCGAUACCAGACGACCUCGACCUCGAUACCCCCAUCAACCCGGACCUACACUCUCUCCUCUCUCAAGCCGAGCAAGAGGGCUUCGAGACAGACGAAGACGAUGUUUACGCCGCCUACAGCGAGCCCAUCGCCUCCUACGCCUCCUACGCCUCCUCCGAACCCACUCCAAUUGCAGCUGCCGACCGCCUCGACGCUCCACACAAAGAACCCGCAUCCUACCAAAACGCCGUGGAAGAAGAGUAUCUCGACCCCGACAUCAUCGCCCGCCGGAAAGCAGAGCGCAAAGAGCGCUACAAAGACGACCCCUUCUACAUCGACCCCGAGGGCGGCAGCGGCGCCGUCACGCCGCUCAGCAAGAUCGUGCGCGACGGCAACAAAGACGGUACCGAUCUGGACAUCGACUCGAUACCGAUCAUGGACCUCGAUCUUUCUACAAACAGUCGCCACGCGUCCUCGGACAAUAUUCCCCGCGCCCGCAGCCCCCGCAAGCCAGUCCGCAGAGUGGAAAUCAUGGGCGACGAGACGCUUGGCCCGGCAUCCCAGGACCCGGAGCGCGAGGAUAUCGUUGCGCCCAAAUCAACGAACACGCGUAACAAGAAGUCUCUGCUACAGGUUGACAGCGCAGGCCUUGCUUCUCUGUCCCUCGAUGACGAGGGCGGAAGUAGUAAUCGCCGCCUCGCAGCGCUGGAGAUUGAGCGCAAGGAGCAGGAAGAAGCCGAGAUGGCACGCGCACUGCAAGCCGUCGAACGUUCACGACUGGAGAUGCAGAGGGCGAGUGAGCGAGUUGAUUACAAGGAAGAGAGCGUGGUUAAGAGGAAAAAGAAGAAGGUUAGGAGAGUUGCUGUGGAGGGGUAUGAGCCGGCGGAGACGCCGCCGGUAGAAGGGGAGGGGGAUGCACAGCCGGUCAAAAAGAGGAAGAAGAAGCAGAAGAAGAAGGCCAAGCCGGAGGAUGAGAUGGAGGGGGCGGAGGAGGUGCCGGAAGGGGAGGCCAAGAAGAAGAAAAAGAAGAAGAGGGUUGUUGUUAUGGACGAGGGUGCGUAACAGUAGGUUGACGGUUGCAUAGAAGGG